Molecule: messenger RNA, 2301 nt
Organism: Microstroma glucosiphilum
Lineage: Eukaryota; Fungi; Basidiomycota; Exobasidiomycetes; Microstromatales; Microstromataceae
Product: putative SCF complex member Cullin 1
Exons: 3
Coding region: 1-2301 (766 amino acids)
Biological process (GO): protein ubiquitination; SCF-dependent proteasomal ubiquitin-dependent protein catabolic process
Cellular component (GO): SCF ubiquitin ligase complex
Molecular function (GO): ubiquitin protein ligase binding
Source: RefSeq, a predicted model, not a curated record
AUGCCUCCACCGAACCCUCUCCCGCCCGCGGGCGACCUCAAGGCCACCUGGAAGUUCCUCCAGGUAGGUAUCGAAGUCAUGAUGCAACAGGUACUCGAAGGUAUGGAGUACAAGGACUACAUGAACCUCUACACUGCCGUCUACAACUACUGUAUCUCCUCUAGGAUGAACACCUCAGGCGGGGGCAGUCUGGGUAGCGGUGUCAAGGCAGGGGCAAAUCUGAUGGGAGCGGAGCUGUACGACCACCUCAAGGUGUACUUCAAGGAGCACUCCCUGCAGGCCGCCCAGCGUGCUGCUGAGCUCACUGACGAGGCUCUACUUCGGUACUAUGCAGCCGAAUGGACAAGAUAUACAAGAGGAGCCAACUUCGUACAUCACGUCUUCUCCUACCUCAAUCGAUAUUGGGUCAAGAGGGAAAAGGACGAAGGCCGGAGACACGUCUAUACAGUCUACACGAUUGCCCUCGUACAAUGGCGGGACCAUAUGUUCAAACAGAUCCAGUCGAAGGAGAGGCUAUCAGAUGCAGUACUGAAGCAGAUUCAGAAGCAGAGAAAUGGAGAGACAAUCGAUACAAGCCUGGUGAAGAGGGUCGUGGACAGCUUUGUUUCAUUGGGCCUGGACGAGAACGAUACCACACAGCAAAAUGUCGAGAUCUACAGGUACGAGUUCGAGACGUCCUUCAUUGCCUCGACGGAGGUCUACUACAAGACGGAAAGCGAUGCCUUUGUUGCUGCCAACUCUGUGACGGACUACAUGAGAAAGGCAGAAACUCGUCUGAAAGAGGAGGAGGAUAGGGUGGAGCUCUACCUCCACCCAAGCACACGGUCCAAGCUGAUCGCCAGAUGCGAUUCGGUCCUGAUCAGAGGUCAUUCACAAUUGUUGUGGGACGGAUUCGAGAAUUUGCUGGAGACGGACAAGGGGGACGACCUUUAUCGGAUGUACACACUUUUGUUCCGUAUCACGGAAGGACUCGAGCCGUUGCGCAAGAGGUUCGAGGAAUACGUCAAGAAGAAGGGAGCGGCUGCAGUCGAGAACAUCGUUGGAACUGAUGCAGAGGCAAUGGAGCCUGCUGCCUACGUCGAGGCUCUCCUCGCUGUCCACGCAAAGUAUCUGACCGUCGUCAACAAUUCCUUCAGGGGCGAAGCUGGCUUCCUUGCAUCCUUGGACAAGGCUUGCCGGGUGUACAUGAACAAGAACAAGGCGACGGGAGAAAGUACGAGCAAGUCGCCCGAGCUGCUUGCGAAGCAUACUGAUGGGCUGCUCAAGAAGAGCAACAAGAGCGCAGAGGAGGCCGGGCUGGAGGAGGCCCUGAACCAAGUAAUGGUUGUCUUCAAGUACAUCGAGGACAAGGACGUGUUCCAGAAGUUCUACUCCAAGAUGCUGGCUAAGAGACUGGUCAACUUUGCCUCUGCAUCCGACGAUGCGGAGGCCAGCAUGAUCUCGAAGCUGAAGGAGACUUGCGGUUUCGAAUACACGAACAAGCUGCAGCGAAUGUUCACGGAUGUGGGGUUGUCCAAGGAGCUCAACGACAACUACAAGGAGCAGGUGUCGAAGCAGUAUGACAAGUCGGAAGCCAACAUUGACUUCUACUCUUUAGUGCUAGCCAAUGGUUUCUGGCCUCUGACUGCGCCUGCUUCAGAGUUCUCAAUUCCUACUGAGCUCCUGCCGACAUACACACGCUUUGAGAGAUACUACGGCGCCAAGCAUUCUGGACGCAAGCUGACAUGGCUCUGGCAACUAGGCAGAGCAGAUCUAUCCACUACAUACUUGUCACAGAAGCACAUAUUCACCACCAGCAUCUAUCAGACGGCAGUCCUGCUGCAGUAUAAUUCUGCCGACUCUCUCUCCUAUACCGAGCUGCAGACUUCCACCAGACUGAACGAUGCCUCGCUCAAGGGAGCUCUAGGCGCCCUCGUCAAGACAAAGGUCCUGAACAAGGUCGAGGGAGACGCUGGUGGUGAUGGAGCGGACAAGUACGAGAUCAACGACAAGGCCAAGUUCAAGAAGUUGAGGGUGAAUUUGAACAUGCCUGUCAAGAGCGAGCAAAAGGCCGAGACGAGCGAUGUGAUGAAGACGGUGGACGAGGACAGGAAGCUAUUGCUGCAAGCUACCAUUGUCAGGAUCAUGAAAGCCCGCAAGACGCUCAAGCACGCUCAGCUCAUCCAGGAGUGCGUCUCACAAGUCUCAUCGCGGUUUCAACCUUCGGUGCCGACGAUCAAGAAGGCCAUUGAGGCACUCAUUGAAAAGGAGUACCUUGAGAGAGUCGAGGGAGCUAGGGACGUGCUCCAGUAUCUUGCUUAG